AUGCUGGCUGAUGUAAUGUCAGGUCAGCCUUGUUUAUGACAAGGGACAGAAAACAACCAACUUACAACAUUUCUGAUGUAAUUUCCAACAGGCACACAUGCACAAGAAUGCACAGGUUCAGUGACAGCAUUAUCAUUGUCUCAUUGUAUAUGUUAGUGUAUCCCAAAUAAGACUAUUAUAAACAAUGGUCAUUUGUAGUUGAACAAUGGCUGUUUCUUUGUACCAGAUCCUUAAUAAGACUAUAUUACUAUUCAUCCAUCUGUUUUUUUUCUUUCUGUCCCAGAUAACACAGCGGGGAUAGUGACUCUGCAGAGCGGUUUUCGACGGCGUUCCCAGAAGAUCUACUUCCUGCCCGUUGUAAUCCAGGACAGCGGCUACCCCGUCCAAAGCAGCACAGGCAUCCUGACCAUCCGUGUGUGUGGCUGCGAGUCAGACGGAUCACUCCUCACCUGCAGCGCAGAGGCCAUCUUCCUCCCGGUGGGGCUGAGUACAGGGGCUCUGAUAGCCAUCCUCCUGUGCAUUGUCAUUUUACUGGGUGAGUCAUUUAUGCCUCAUUCACUUCUCCUAGUCAGAAUUGACUGUGUGAUGCUGUUUAUCCCUGUAAGGCCCAGCCUGAGCUUAAACCAACGCUCACAAAAACAAUAACAUACUCACGAAGCAGUGUAUUGUCAUUCUACUUGGUGAAUAUUGAGUAAUUUUCCCUUGUGGUAGGUCCGACCCAUGGGGCGGCGCACAAUUGGCCCAGCGUCGUCCAGAGUAGGAGAGGGAAUGGCCGGCAGGGAUGUAGCUAAGUUGGUAGAGCAUGGCGUUUGCGACGCCAGGGUUGUGGGUUCGAUUCCCACGGGGGGCCAGUAUGAAAAAUAAAAUAAAUAAAUAAAAAUAAUGCAUGCACUCACUAAACUGUAAGUCGCUCUGGAUAAGAGCGUCUGCUAAAUGACUAAAAAUUUAAAUGUAAAAAUGUAAAAAUGUCCUACUCAAUUAUGACUGUGUAAUUUAUCCUGGUGGGGCUUAGUACAGGGGCUCUGAUAGCCAUUCUUCUGUGCAUUUUUAUCCCUAAAAGAAAAACCACAUGCUUUAACAUGAAAUUUCACAUGUGAAAUCAUGUAAAAACAUGUGUUUUUGGAACACUUAAAAUUUGAUAACAUGUUUUCACGUGUAGUUUCAUGUUAUUACAUGUUGUUUUACAUGUUGUCACGUUAUCACAUGAACUUCACAUAAGUUCACGUGAUCACAUGUUAAGUUCAUGUGUUUUUUCCAUAAGGGAUUCUACUAGGUGAGUCAUUUACAGUCAAUCAUGACUGUGUAACAGAUCGGCGUAUGUCCCUGUACGCACAACCCAGGACAGAAACCCACAUUAACAUCACUUAUGAAGGCUAGCCCUAACCCUAGCUGUAAUGCAACCCUUACCCCUACAAGCUGACAAAUUAUAACCGCUUGCCUUACUAAAACUAUAGUAUUGGUUGGCUUGGCCGGUGGUGAAACUCAUUUAGCUCUCAGGGAAGCUGAUGCCACUGCCCGAUAGAUUAGCUCUCACUGGCCAUUUAAUUCACAUCUGCUCUCCACACCAUUGUGAUCAAUUUAACAAUGUAUUGUGAGGAUAUCAUUCUCACAGACUUGUCGACAUGAGUAUUGGGAGCAGAAUGAAGUGCCACUUCCAGUGUCUUAUUCAUGUGCUAGGUUUUAAUUACAGAACAUGUAUUAAUGGAGUGCUGAGAUAUGAGCCUUGAUGGAUAGGAAUAAGGGAGCAGAGCCUGUGCUCUCUCCGGAUUGGAUUGACGCCGUAAAACCUAAUCCAAUCCCAUAGUCUCAUUACUCCUUGGUCACUGACUAACUUAAGCUUUAACUUAACCCUCAAAGUCAGGGCUGUAAACUCGUCUUAAAAAUUAUUGUCUUAAACUCAUCCCACUUAAAGAGAAGCUCAUCUGCAUACAUUGCAGCUUGUUUCCAGGGUGUGUGUGUGAUGGUCGGCCAUUAAAAUUGGUAAUUUUUUUGCAGUGUAGGUCAAGUAUGGCCGUGACCCAUACAGAGUGGUCAAAAGGUUUUCAUCUGUUAUAAAAUUACCCCCCAUCACUGAUGAUGGUGGCUGAGGAGUUGUUCAUCAGCUGAAUGCGGAGAGUCAUGAGACGCUCAUGUAUGCCAAUAAGCAGUUCAGUCAAGCGGGUGGUCAGUGAAAAGAAGUCUGCAUGUACAUAGUUUAGUGUGUGGGAGCAUUGAGCUAUCCAUUCCCACACAUACUUGACGACUGGGACUGCCUUUCCAGCCGUUUGGGAGAUGGGACUCCUGUAUCCGCCUGGUCAGCCAUUGAGGACUUGUCGUUUGUAAUUGGGUAGACUGGGCUCUCAAACCCUGGCGAGUAACCAGCCUAGGAGAUGGAAAAUUCCAAUCUCUUCCCGUAGUAUUGCUUGCUUUGCUUUGCUUUGCUUUGCUUUGCUUUGCUUUGCUUUGCUUUGCAUUGCUCUGCUUUGCUCUUCUAGUAAAUUAAUUAUUCGAUCUACAGACUAAGGUGUAGAAGGAGACACAGGACCACCUGGGACCCGGAUGCCAAGACAACAACCCAAAUGUUAUAUCCUUGCAUAUCGUUGGUUACAAUUAAAAUAUGAGUAACCUGCUUUAUAAGACCAACUCAAUGGCCUUGUGGUUAGUGUCUGCUCUGAGAAUGGAAGGUUGGGAGUUCGAUCCCAGGCCAAAUCAUAAAAAAGACUAAAAAUGGGACCCGAUUUGUCUCUACUUGCACUCAGCAUUAAGGAGAUAGAUUGGGGUAAGGUCCUGUGAUAGACUAGCGUCCUGUCCAGGUCGUUUAUUUGUACAUCAAGCUGCCUCACGCUACAGAAACAAGAAAUAGGCUCCCCCUCCUAUGAGCCAUUUUGGCUCGCACAAGACAAGGCUCAUCAAAUAAAAAAUUUAUUCAUCACAUGCUGUAGACUAACAGUGAAAUGCUUAUGGGCCAUUCCCAACAAUGCAGAGAGAAAUAAAAUAGAGAAGUAAUAGAAAAGUAGUAACACCUAAUAAUAAAAGUAAUAAUAAAUACACAAUUAAUAAACGAUAACACAAUGAGUCGAUGUGCAGGGGAACGAAGUAAUUGAGGUAGAUAUGUACAUAUAACUAGGAAUAAAGUGACUAGGCAACAGGACAGAUAAUAAAAAGUAGCAGCAGCGCAGCUGAUGAGUCAAAAAAAGUUUGUGCAAAAGGGUCCAGGUAGCUAUUUGGUUAACUAUUUAACUAACUAUUUAGCAGUCUUAUGGCUUGGGAGUAGAAGCUGUUCAGGGUCCUGUUGGUUCCUGACUUAGUGCAUCGGUACCGCUUGCCGUGCGGUAGUAGUCUAUGACAUGGGUGGCUGAAGUCUUUGAACAUUUUUAGGGCUUUCCUCUGACACCGCCUGGUACAGAAGUCCUGGAUGGUAGGGAGCUCGCCCCCAGUGAUGUACUGGGCCGUAUGUACGACCCUAUGUAGUGCCUUGCGGUCUGAUGCCAAGCAGUUGCCAUACCAAGCGAUGAUGAAGCCAGUCAAGAUGCUCUCAAUGGUGGAGCUGUAUAACUUUUUGAGCAUCUGAGGGACCAUGCCAAAUCUUUUCAGCCUCCUGAGUGGGAAGAGGCAUUGUCGUCCCCUCUUCAUGACUGUGUUGGUCUGUGUGGACCAUGAUAGAUCGUUAGUGAUUUGGACACCGAGGAACUUGAAGCUCUCGACCCGCUCCACUACAGCCCAGUCAAUGUGAAUGGGGGCAUGCUCGGCCCUCUGUUUCCUGAAUCCACAAUCAGCUACUUUGUCUUGCUGACGUUACGGGAGAGGUUCUUGUCCUGGCACCACACUGCCAGGUCUCUGACCUCCUCCCUAUAGGCUGUCUCAUCAUCGUUGGUGAUCAGGCCUACCCCUGUCGUGUCAUCAGCAAACUUAAUCUCUUAAUGAUCGGACCCUUUUUUUCCAUUUUCGCCUAUACAGUAUGACAUACCCAAAACGAACUGCCUGUAGCUCAGGACCUGAAGCAAGGAUAUGCAUAUUCUUGAUACCAUUUGAAAGGAAACACUUUGAAGUUUGUGGACAUGUGAAAUUAAUGUAGGAGAAUAUAACACAUUAGAUCUGGUAAAGGAUAAUACAAACAAAAAAUGCGUUUUCUAUUUAUUAAUUUUUUGUUCAAUCAUCUUUGAAAUGCAAGAGAAAGGCCACAAUAUAAUAUUGCAGUUUAGGCGCAAUUUAGAUUUUGGUCACUAAAUGGCAGCAGUGUGUGUGCAAAGAUUCAGAUCGAUCCAGUGAAGCAUUGCAAUACUGAACUAUUUUGUAUCAAGUCUGCCCAAAUUUGCCGCAUUGGUCAAUUGAUACAUUUUCAAGUACAUAACUAUAGAGAACAUACAUAAAUGAUAUGGUAAUACAAAAUGUAAGUUUACACACUCCCAGGUAUGUCAUAAAUUAUGGAUCAUUAGCUUAUACACUAACUUUCACACAUCUAGAUGGCCGGGCAGGGUGGGUGUGGAGCCAGAGACAGCAGGGGUUCAAACUGUAGAACCCAGUUCCUACAUUUGAAUAUAAAAAUUGAUUUUAUCAAAAAAAACUAUGCUACAUUUUAUAUCUGGAACCCUUAGGAUGACAAAUCAGAGCAAGAGGUGAAUGUAUCAAACCAGUUGCCGUGAUACGUUUUUUGUUAUUGUGCACUCUCCUCAAACAAUAGCAUAGUAUUUUUUCAUUGUAAUAGCUACUGUAAACUGAACAGUGCAGUUAGAUUAACAAGAAUUUAAGCUUUCUGCCCAUGUAAGACAUGUCUAUGUCCUGUAAAGGUUGCUGUUACUUACAACAGUCAUGCUAAUCACAUUAGCGCACGUUAGCUCAACCGUCCCAUACACGGAACACCGAUCCCGUAGAGGUUAAUGAUGGUGUUGCACUCGUGAGCGGCCAAGCAGUUGUUGGUGAACAGGGAGUACAUGAGGGGACUAAGCAUGCACCCCUGAGGGAACCCGUGUGUUGUUACCUACCCUCACCACCUGGGGGGGCCUGUCAGAAAGUUCAGGAUCCAGUUGCUGAGGGAGGUGUUCAGUCCCAUGGUCCUUAACUUAGUGAUGAGCUUGUAGGGCAUUAUGGUGUUGAACACUGAUCUUUUAUCAAUGAACAGCAUUCUCAGAUAUAUCUGUUCCUCUAGUCCAGGUGGGAGAGGGAAGUGUGGAGUGCAAUAGUGAUAGCAUCUUCUGUGGAUCUGUUGGGGCAGUAUGCGAAUUGUAGUGGUUCCAGGGUGUCUGGGAUGAUGGUGUUGAUGUGAGCCAUGACCAGCCUUUCAAAGCAUUUCAUGGCUACAGAUGUGAGUGCUAUGGGGCGAUAGUCAUUUAGACAGGUUACCUUGGCAUUCUUGGGCACAGGGACUAUGGUGGUCUGCUUGAAACAUGUAUGUAUUAAAGACUGGGUCAGGGAGAGGUUGAAAAUGUCAGUGAAGACACUUGCCAGCUGAUCAGCACAUGCUCUGAGAAUGAGUCCAGGUAAUCCAUCUGGCCCUGCGGCCUUGUGAAUGUUAACCUGUUUAAAGGUCUUACUCACAUCGGCUACGGAGAGCGUGAUCAUACAGUCAUCAGGAACAGCUGGUGCUCUCAUGCAUGGUUCAGUGUUAAUUGCCUCGAAGCGAGCAUAGAAGGCAUUUAGCUAAUCUAGCAGGCUCACGUGACUGUGCAGCUCGCAGCUGGGUUUCCCUUUGUAAUCUGUGAUAGUUUGCAAGCCCUGCCACAUCCGACGAGUGUCAGAGCCGGUGUAGUAGGAUUUGAUCUUACAGUGCCUUGCAAAAGCAUUCAUCCCCCUUGGCGUUUUUCCUAUUUUGUUGCAUUACAACCUGUAAUUUAAAUUGAUUUUUAUUUGGAUUCCAUGUAAUGGACAUACACAAAAUAGUCCAAAUUGGUGAAGUGAAAUGAAAAAUGUACUUGUUUAAAAAAAAAUUAGAAAAUAAAUAACGGAAAAGUGGUGAGUGCAUAUGUAUUCACCCCAUUUCCUAUGAAGCCCCUAAAUAAGAUAUGGUGCAACCAAUUACCUUCAGAAGUCACAUAAUUAGUUAAAUAAAGUCCACCUGUGAUCUGUCACAUGAUCUCAGUAUAUAUACACCUGUUCUGAAAGGCCCAAGAGUCUGCAACACCACUAAGCAAGGGGCACCACCAAGCAAGCGGCACCAUAAAGACCAAGGACCUCUCCAAACAGGUCAGGGACAAAGUUGUGGAGGAGUACAGAUCAGGGUUGGGUUAUAAAAAAAUAUCAGAAAAAGCCGUACACUCCACAGAGCUGGGAUUUACGGAAGAGUGGCAAGAAAAAAGCCAUUGCUUAAAGAAAAAAUGUGCAAAAACGUUUGGUGUUCGCCAAAAGGCAUGUGGGAGACUCCCCAAACAUAUGGAAGAAGGUACUCUGGUCAGAUGAUACUAACAUUGAGCUUUUUGGCCAUCAAGGAAAACGCUAUGUCUAGUGCAAACCCAACACCUCUCAUCACCCCGAGAACACCAUCCUCACAGUGAAGCAUGGUGGUGGCAGCAUUAUGCUGUGGGGAUGUUUUUCAUCGACUCGGAAACUGCUCAGAAUUGAAGGAAUGAUGGAUGGUGCUAAAUAAAGGGAAAUUCUUGAGGGAAACCUCUUCAGUCUUCCAGAGAUUUGAGACUGGGACGGAGGUUCACCUUCCAGCAGGACAAUGACCCUAAGCAUACUGCUAAAGCAAAAUUCGAGUAGUUUAAGGGGGAAAAUUGUAAUGUCUUGGAAUAGCCUUGUCAGCUUCCUGCCUCCUGUUUGUCUCCGGGCCUCUAGAGGUCAUCUGUGUUCCCCUCUGCCUUAGUUCUUCCUCGUGUGUCCUUAUUAGCUUUAUCCAGGUCACCUGUGCCUUGUUUCCCCUAGAGUAUUUUAGCUGUGUUUUUUCCCCUUGUUCCUCACUUGGUCUUUGAGUCCUGGCUAUGUGUCUCCUGCUGUGUCCCACAGAGUCUUUCCGAGUAAGCUUUUCUAAGUUAUCUUUAUUUUGUUUUUCUCCCCUCGUGGAGUUAUUUUGUUUUGUCCUCCUGUUUUGUUUACUGUACCUCUGUUAGUAUACCUCUUUCUGAGAAGAACUUUUGUUGGAUUAUUUUUGAAGUGCAAAGUAAUACCUUUUUUUAUAUUAAAUCUACUUUGCCUGGAGUAUUGCCUUGAGUGUUUCGUUUGGGUCCUACUAUACCUCCUCUGUGGCUUAGGGGUAGAACACCCAACUCUCCACAUCUGAGACCUGAGUUCAAGCCCAGCUUGUGACAGAAAGACCAAGUCAAUCAUGGACUCAGAAACACUCAGUUCCAAGGACCUGUUGGCGGUGAUCGCUCGACAUGAGGCAUCUUUCCAGCGCCAUGAAGCCGUUCUCAGCCGACAGGAGGAGCUGAUGGCUAGUCACUCUCAACUCCUGGCCGAGAUGAUGAGUUCCCUCCGCCAGCUCUUUGAACGCCUCCCUGGUCCUUCCCCUUACUCCAGGUCACCCCCCAGUGACGACAGGCCUUCUCCAUUGGCGGAGCCCCGACUACCACCUCCCAAGCCCUUUUCUGGGGAUCCAAGCUCUUGCCAGGGUUUCCUCACCCAAUGCUCCCUCACCUUCGAGCUCCAACCCUCAAGUUUUCCCACAGACCGUUCCAAGAUUGCCUACAUCAUUACCCUUCUUUCAGACAAGGCGCUCUCCUGGGCCUCUGCGGUGUGGCAGUCCCAGGAGGCCUGUUGUGACUCCUACGCUGCAUUUGUAGAAGAGUUCAAGCGGGUGUUCGAUCAUCCUGUCAGUGGGCGGGAAGCUUCCAAGCGCCUACUGUCUCUCCGUCAGGGUCCCCAAAGCACGGCAGAUUUUGCCAUUGAAUUCCGGACCAUAGCAGCAAGGAGCGGAUGGAAUGAUGAAGCGCUGAGGGUCUGUUUUCAGGGAGGGUUAUCUGAGCCCCUUCAGGAUGAGUUAGCUACCCGAGAACCAGCUGGGGAUCUCGAGUCCCUCAUAGCCUUGGCCAUCCGCCUGGACAAUCGUCUAAGAGAGCGGAGAACGGCUCGCCGCCAGGUGUCUCAGUCCCAAGUUCCUCUGAGCAGCUCUGUUUCUCCUGUUUGGGCUCCGUCAUUCAGAGCUUCCCCGGCUCCUGAACUGCUCCAGGAUUCCCCGGAGAACAUGCAGUUAGGCCGUUCCAGGCUUUCUCCCAACGAAAGGGAACGUCGCAUGAGGGAGCGUCGGUGCCUCUACUGCGGGGUUGUCGGCCACUUCCGCUCCACUUGCCCCGAGCUUUCGGGAAACGCCUGUCCCCGCCUAGCUACAGGAGGGCUGUGAUGGGGAAAAUUAGAGCUCCUCCUACUAACUCUGUCUUAGCUAUUCCAGCCACUCUGUCCUGGAAGGGCCACCAGCAUCGGGUCCAGGCUAUGAUCGAUUCCGGUGCCGCAGGUGAUUUCCUGGAUUUAACCUUGGCUAAGGAACUUAAGAUCCCUACCCAACUACUUCCUCAACCCCAGGCAGUUACAGCCUUAGAUGGCAGACCUCUGGAACCAGGAAAGGUUACAGAGGCGACUCAGUCCCUGCGACUUACCAUCUUUCAACACCAGCAGGAGGAGACCUUCUAUCUCAUUGACUCCCCCGAGUAUCCUAUUAUCCUGGGUCACCCUUGGCUAUGCAGACAUAAUCCCCAGAUCGACUGGCCUACUGGCACCAUUCUAAGCUGGGGUCCCACUUGCCAACUCACCUGCAUGCUUCAGAGUCCCUCAGCCCCUAGUACCCAGUUUCAAGAGUCUGUUGACGUCUCCCGAGUCCCCAGUGUUUACCAUCGGUUCAAGGCAGUGUUCAGCAAGUCCCGGGCUACUUCCUUACCGCCUCACCGCACGUAUGACUGUGCCAUUGAUCUACUCCCUGGUUGCUGCCCUCCUAGAGGUCGGAUCUUUUCCUUAUCCUCCCUCGAGCACUCAGCUAUGGACACCUACAUUAAGGAGUCCUUGGCAGCCGGCCUCAUCUGUGCCUCUACUUCCCCGGCUGGGGCGGGCUUCUUUUUUGUUGAAAAGAAAGACGGGGGUCUUAGGCCUUGUAUUGAUUACCGGGGACUCAACAAGAUCACGGUUCGGAAUCGAUACCCCCUUCCUCUCAUGGCCACUGCUUUUGAGCUGCUUCAAGGGGCUUCCAUUUUUACUAAACUGGAUCUCCGCAAUGCUUACCAUCUCGUGCGGAUCCGGCCAGGUGACGAAUGGAAGACGGCAUUCAACACGCCCACGGGGCACUAUGAAUAUCGGGUGAUGCCGUUCGGGCUCACCAAUGCCCCCGCAGUAUUCCAAGCCCUGAUUAAUGAUGUUCUCCGGGAUAUGCUUAAUCUGUUCGUCUUCGUGUACCUGGACGAUAUCCUCAUCUUCUCGAGGUCACUGAAGGAGCAUGAGGGGCAUGUUAGCAGGGUUCUCCAGAGGCUCCUUGACAAUCACCUCUACGUUAAACCUGAGAAGUGUGAAUUUCAUGUUUCCCAGACCCAGUUUCUCGGGUUUAUUGUCACUCCCGGCCACCUAGAGAUGGAUCCCAAGAAGGUCAAAGCGGUCCACAGCUGGCCCACACCUGCCACGGUCAAGGAGGUUCAACGGUUCAUUGGCUUUUCUAACUUCUAUCGGAAGUUCAUUAAGAAUUUCAGCUCUGUGGUAGCCCCCUUGACGACGCUUACCAAGGGAGGAGGGACCAAGAUUCACUGGGGUCCGGAAGCAGCAGGGGCCUUCGAGGAUCUCAAGCGCCGCUUCACUUCUGCUCCGAUUCUGGUGAUCCCUGACCCAGAAAGACCUUUCGUGGUGGAGGUGGACGCCUCAGAGGUGGGGGUGGGAGCCGUCCUGUCACAGAGGGGUGAGGAUGGGAGAUUACACCCUUGUGCCUUCAUGUCUCGCCGCCUGUCUGAGGCCGAGCGCAACUACCACGUGGGGGAUCGAGAGUUGCUUGCGGUAAAACUGGCCUUGGAAGAGUGGCGCCAUUGGCUUGAGGGGGCUCAGCAUCCUUUCCAGGUUCUCACAGACCACAAGAACCUGGAGUAUCUCCAACAGGCAAAGCGGAUGAACCCUCGGCAAGCACGAUGGUCCCUUUUCUUUAAUCGAUUCCAGUUUCUCCUGUCUUACAGACCUGGCACCAAGAACGUCAAGCCGGAUGCCCUGUCUCGAGCCUAUUCUCCCGAGAUACAAGAGAAGCCCUUGGCAUCGAUUAUUCCGAGGUCUAGGAUCGUCGCACCUCUUCAGUGGGAACUAGAAAGAGGGGUACGAGAGGCCCUUGUCCAUGAGCCCGAUCCAGGCGGUGGUCCUGCCGGACGCCUGUACGUUCCUCUCUCUGUUCGGGCCCGCGUCUUGCAGUGGGGUCAUGAGUCGCCCUUGACAUGCCAUCCGGGUAGUGCUCGCACACUGGAAUUCCUCCAGCGGCGGUUUUGGUGGCCGUCCAUCAAGAAGGACGUGCAGGUCUAUGUUGAGGCCUGCCCUGUGUGCAACCAGGGAAAGUCGACACGUCAGCGACCCCAGGGACUGCUCCAUCCCUUACCUGUUCCUCGCAGGCCAUGGUCACACCUUUCUCUGGACUUUGUUACGGGACUUCCUCCAUCCCAGGGCAACACAGUCGUCCUAGUGGUUGUAGACCGGUUCUCUAAGGCUGCCCGGUUUAUUCCCCUGCCCAAGCUGCCCUCGGCCAAGGAGACUGCUGAGCUCCUCAUGAACCAUGUCUUCCGGAUAUUUGGAAUUCCCCUGGACGUUGUCUCCGACCGAGGUCCCCAAUUCUCGUCCCGGUUUUGGGGGGCCUUCUGCAGGCUUAUUGGGGCCACAGCCAGCCUAUCGUCUGGGUUCCAUCCAGAGUCUAAUGGCCAAACGGAACGGAUUAAUCAGGAUCUGGAGACCACCCUGCGGUGUAUGGCGGCCAGUAAUCCCACGUCUUGGGCCACCUAUAUCAUUUGGGCGGAAUAUGCCCACAACACCCUCCAGUCCUCAGCCACCGGAUUGUCCCCCUUCGAAUGCCAGUUCGGAUACACCCCUCCAUUAUUUCCAGAGGAAGAGGCGCAAGUUGGUGUUCCCUCGGCCCAGCGCUUUGUCCAACGCUGUAGGCGGACCUGGAAGAAGGCCAGGCGUACCCUCCUUCGGACCUCCCAGAGAUACCAAAGUCAGGCUAAUCGCCGCCGCCGGACGGCCCCUAGUUUCCGAGCUGGUCAGAGAGUUUGGUUGGCCACCAAGAACCUGCCCCUCCGGGUCGAAUCCAAGAAGCUUUCCCAGAAAUACAUCGGCCCUUUCCGCAUAGCAAGGAAAGUUAACCCUGUUUCUUAUCGUUUUGUUCUCCCUCGCUCCCUUAGAAUUAACCCCACUUUCCAUGUUUCACUACUAAAACCUGUCUUGUCUUCUCCCUUUGAGACUGGGACGGAGGUUCACCUUCCAGCAGGACAAUGACCCUAAGCAUACUGCUAAAGCAAAAUUCGAGUAGUUUAAGGGGGAAAAUUGUAAUGUCUUGGAAUAGCCUUGUCAGCUUCCUGCCUCCUGUUUGUCUCCGGGCCUCUAGAGGUCAUCUGUGUUCCCCUCUGCCUUAGUUCUUCCUCGUGUGUCCUUAUUAGCUUUAUCCAGGUCACCUGUGCCUUGUUUCCCCUAGAGUAUUUUAGCUGUGUUUUUUCCCCUUGUUCCUCACUUGGUCUUUGAGUCCUGGCUAUGUGUCUCCUGCUGUGUCCCACAGAGUCUUUCCGAGUAAGCUUUUCUAAGUUAUCUUUAUUUUGUUUUUCUCCCCUCGUGGAGUUAUUUUGUUUUGUCCUCCUGUUUUGUUUACUGUACCUCUGUUAGUAUACCUCUUUCUGAGAAGAACUUUUGUUGGAUUAUUUUUGAAGUGCAAAGUAAUACCUUUUUUUAUAUUAAAUCUACUUUGCCUGGAGUAUUGCCUUGAGUGUUUCGUUUGGGUCCUACUAUACCUCCUCUGUGGCUUAGGGGUAGAACACCCAACUCUCCACAUCUGAGACCUGAGUUCAAGCCCAGCUUGUGACAAGCCUAGUCAAAGCCCAGACCUCAAUCCAAUUGAGAAUCUGUGGUAUGACUUAAAGAUUGCUGUACACCAGCGGAGCCCAUCCAACUUGAAGGAGCUGGAGCAGUUUUGCCUUGAAGAAUGGGUAAAAAUCCCAGUGGCUAGAUGUGCCAAGCUUAUAGAGACAUACCCCAAGAGACUUGCAGCUGUAAUUGCUGCAAAAGGUGGCUCUACAAAGUAUUGACUUUGGGGGGGGGGUGAAUAGUUAUGCACGCUCAAGUGUUCUGUUUUUUUGUCUUAUUUCUUGUUUGUUUCACAAUAAAAAAUAUUUUGCAUCUUCAAAAUUGUAGGCAUGUUGUGUAAAUCAAAUGAUACAAACCCCCAAAAAAUCAAUUCCAGGUUGUAAGGCAAAAAAAUAGGAAAAAUGCCAAGGGGGGUGAAUACUUUCGCAAGCCACUGUAGUCCUGUAUUGAUGCUUUGCCUGUUUGAUGGCUUGUCGGAGGUCGUAGCGGGAUUUCUUAUUAGUGUCUGGAUAGGUGUCCUGCUCCUUGGAAGCGGCAGCUUUAGCCUUUAGCUCAGUGCAGAUGUUGCCUGUUAUCCAUGACUUCUGGUUGGGGUAAGUACGGUGACAGUGGGAAUGACGUCGUUGAUUCACUUAUUAAUUAAGCCGGUGACUGAUGUGGUUAACGCCUCAAUGCCAUCGGAUGAAUCCCGGAACAUAUUCCAGUCUGUGCAAGUGAAACAGUCCUGUAGCUUAGCAUCCACUUAGUCAGACCACUUCCGUAUUAGGCAUGUCACUGGUACUGUACAUCCUGUUUGAGUUUUUGCUUGUAAGCAGUAGGAUAGAUUUAUGGUCAGAUUUGCCAAAUGGAGGACAAGGGAGAGCUUUUUAUGUGUUUCUGUGUGUGGAGUAAAUGUUAUCUAGAGUUUUUUUCACCUCUAGUUGCAUAGGUGACAUGCUGGUGGAAAUUAGGUCAGACGGAUUUCAGUUUCACUGCAUUAAAAUCACUGGCCACUAGGAGUGCUGCCUCUGAAUGAGCAUUUUCUUGUUUGCUUAUGGUCCUAUACAGCUCAUUGAGUGCGGUUUUAGUGCCAGCAUCGGUUUGUGAUGGUAAAUAGAAAGCUGCAAAAAAUGUAGAUGAAAACUCUACAGCUUAUCUUGAGGUAUUCUAACUCAGGCGAGGAGAACCUCAAGACUUCCUUAAUAUUAGAGAUCACACAGAAACUGUUGUUAACACCUCCUGCCUUUAGCUUACCUGAAGCUGCUGUUCUGUGCUGCCGAUGAAUAGAAAAAACAACUAGAUGUACAUUGAGUGUAUAAAACAUUACGAACACCUUCCUAAUAUUGAGUUACAACCCCCCCCCCCCCCCCUUUCAGAACAGCCUCAACUCAUCAGGGCAUGGACUCUACAAGGUGUCAAAGCGUUCCACAGGGAUGCUGGCCCAUGUUGACUACAAUGCUUCCCACAGUUGUGUCAAGUUGGCUGGAUGUCCUUUGGGUGGUGGACCAUUCUUGAUACACACAUAAACUGUUGAGCGUGAAAAACCGAGCAGCAUUGCAGUUCUUGACACAAACCGGUGCGCUUGGCACUUACUGCUUUACCGCGUUCAAAGGCACUUAAAUAUUUUGUUUUGCCCAUUCACCAUCUGAAUGGCACACAUACACAAUCCAUGUCUCAAUUAAAAAUCCUUCUUUAACCUGUCUCCUCCCCUCAUCUACACUGAUUGAAGUGGAUUUAACAAGUGACAUCAAUAAGGGAUCAUAGCUUUCACCUGGUUAGUCUCUCAUGGAAAGAGCAGGUGUUCUUUAUGUUUAAUACACUGAGUGUAUAUAUGUCUUUGUUCAUCCACGACUCCGAGAAACAUAGGAUAUUACAGUUCGUCAGGUUCCGUUGAUAGUGUAGUCUCAAACAGAGCUCGUCCAGUUUGUUCUCCAGUGAUUGUACAUUCGCCAAUAGAACGGAGGGUAGGGGCAGUUUAUCUAAUCACCGACAUAAGUUUGUCAGGGUGCCCGCACAUCAGCCUCUCUUGCGCCGUCUCUUUCUCUUCGGAGUCUCAGGGAUUAGGGCCUGGUCUAGGGUGACCAGCAUUUCUUGCAUCGCCAAUUCGUUGAAGUAGAAAUCUUCAUCCAAAUCGAGGUUAGUGAUCACUGAUGUCCAGAAGCUCUUUUCGGUCAUAGGAAACGUUGGCAGAAACAUUAUGUAUCAAAAAAAGAUAAGCUCAGCGCAAAAAAACAGCAGAAUUGGUCAGGAGCCCGUAAAAUGGCAGCUAUCCAUUCCAGUGCCAUUCUUUCUAGGAUACUUACUUUACUUAAUCUGCUUAACCCUUAGCCUACAAUUUUUGUGGCCCAAUGGAAAUCGAAUUAACAGAAUAACAAAAAUCCCCAUCAAAAUCUGUCAGUUUAAACCAGAUAUAUCUGUUUUUUUGUAUGAGCUCAAUCCACCGCAUCUGCCGAUAUUGCCCUUCCGUAUCUGCGGUGAAAGGUGGCCGAACUAGAGCGGUGUUCGUCAGACCAUGAGACAUCCCGAAAAUAUCGGUCUUCUCACGAAAACGUCUGUAGCGUCCGAACGUUUUGGCCUACAAACUAUGACCAAUCUGUUGAAAGAUGUGACUCUCACGAACACGUUGGUGUUCUCGAUUUUGCUCUAGGACGCCCACAAGCCUCACAAGACUCGUCUGAAGGUCCCUGGUACAAGUUUAUAAAAAUGAAUUGAAGUAUAUAUGGAGAUAGUUUAGUUCCUAAAAUAAGGGGAUAAAUACAGUACAUGUAAAUUUGUUUUAAUAAUAACAGUUUCCUGAUCUUUCUUAUAUCUCUCAGAUAUAGGACAGACACUUCAGAACAAACUAACUUGCUCUCACAUCUUGCAUAUUGAAUGUAAAUGCCCAGGAUAAUUCUGUAUUAAAUGUGUUACUUGGACCACACCAUGGCCUCAAGUCUCCUCUUUCUCCUGCCAAGUAAAUUUAUCAGAAAUUACGGGUCAACAAAGAUGUGGGUUUAGAGAUUUGUCAGAGUCUUGAUUUUAUUAGUCUUUUUAAAAUUAGUUGAGCAAACACUGAGGAGUUAUUUUUCAUGUUGAGUGAGUAAGAAGUUGUUAGUUAGAAGAAGGCCCUCUUCACCCACUGUGGUCUCUGUGAAGGUAGAGUUAGUGUUGAAAGGGUUGACCACGUGGUGAGAACUGUUAUCAGAGCUCAGAGUCAACAUGUCCUGAGGCUUUGGCUGGUACAGCUGUUAUUCCAACAAGUCAUGCUGUCUCUGAGAAAAUGCUAGAGUGUAUCACAACUUAAAGGAAUACACUUUUUUGGGGGGAAAGACAGUUAUUUUCUAUGGUGGAUUUGUCAAGCUGACCCAGGUGUUCCUUCCUGUGUGGAAAUGAUGGGAAAAUCAAACUGUCUGUUGAACUGGCCGCAUGAGGGCCUGCCUGGCAUCAGCACAGCUCCCCUUCACAAAUAGACCACACGCAGCUACCACCCUAGAAAGUUAUGUCCAAAUACUAAUGACUGUGCUUGAAAUACAGACCUUGACCACAGGGGGAUGCUGACGCACUGUUUGAGUUAUAUCAAAGAAGAGAAGGGCAGUCAAUAUUCCAGCACUCAUGCUUUCUAUUGUUUUUUCCCCCUUUUCAACCUAUCUAUUUCUUCAUUUCAAUUGAAUAUUUUCUCUACAUAUGUUGAACCAUGCAUUGCUUUCCCUUGUGAAUAGUCAAAUUGAAGACCCAUAUAGGAAAUGUUUAUUGUAAUUUACCACAGGGAGGAGGAAAAAAUUGUGGAAUAAUCUUUCGUCCCCCUUGCUUUACAAAAUGAGUGUGAGAGAUGUAAGUUUGAUAUGGGCAGCCCCAGGCAGAGAUUCCCUUGGGUUUAAUGCUGAAUAGGGUAUCUGGAAGGAAAGGGAAAUUAAUUGCCAGUUGCUACUGUGAAGGUACAUUCUUGGAAAGAUCAGUACAUUUUGCUUGACUACGAUGCAGUGUCAGUAGGCUAUGUAAUAUUUGUUGUCUUGUCAGUACUCAGUACAUAACAUACAGUAUGUUGCUAAGGAACAACAUGUGUGGGAGAUUUGGUCACUUCAUCAUUGGCAAGUCAAGUGAACGCUGUACCAGGAAACAAUACCAUGACCUGUCUCAUAACAUGCAUUCCAGGGAAAUGUAUACCAUCUCAAGCUACCAACAAAAACAUAAACAAUUGAUCAAAUGCAUUCUAUGACAUUUCCCCAUGCAAGUAGCACUUUAUACAGUGAGGGAAAAAAGUAUUUGAUCCCCUGCUGAUUUUGUACGUUUGCCCACUGACAAAGAAAUUAUCAGUCUAUAAUUUGAAUGGUAGGUUUAUUUGAACAGUGAGAGACAGAAUAACACCAAAAAAAUCCAGAAAAACGCAUGUCAAAAAUGUUAUAAAUUGAUUUGCAUUUUAAUGAGGGAAAUAAGUAUUUGACCCCUCUGUAAAACAUGACUUAGUACUUUGUGGCAAACCCUUGUUGGCAAUCCCAGAGGUCAGACGUUUCUUGUAGUUGGCCAACAGGUUUGCACACAUCUCAGGAGGGAUUUUGUCCCACUCCUCUUUGCAGAUGUUCUCCAAGUCAUUAAGGUUUCGAGGCUGACGUUUGGCAACUCGAACCUUCAGCUCCCUCCACAGAUUUUUUAUGGGAUUAAGGUCUGGAGACUGGCUAGGCCACUCCAGGACCUUAAUGUGCUUCUUCUUGAGCCACUCCUUUGUUGCCUUGGCCGUGUGUUUUGGGUCAUUGUCAUGCUGGAAUGCCCAUCCACAAACCCAUUUUCAAUGCCCUGGCUGAGGGAAGGAGGACAACUUCCCUUUGAUGCGGUGAAGUUGUCCUGUCCCCUUAGCAGAAAACCCCCCCCAAAACAUAAUGUUUCCACCUCCAUGUUUGACGGUGGGGAUGGUGUUCUUGGGGUCAUAGGCAGCAUUCCUCCUCCUCCAAACACGGCGAGUUGAGUUGAUGCCAAAGAGCUCGAUUUUAGUCUCAUCUGACCACAACACUUUCACCCAGUUCUCCUCUGAAUCAUUCAGAUGUUCAUUGGCAAACUUCAGACGGGCAUGUAUAUGUGCUUUCUUGAGCAGGGGGACCUUGCGGGCGCUAGAGGAUUUCAGUCCUUCACGGCGUAGUGUGUUACCAAUUGUUUUCUUGGUGACUAUGGUCCCAGCUGCCUUGAGAUCAUUGACAAGAUCCUCCCAUGUAGUUCUGGGCUGAUUCCUCACGGUUCUCAUGAUCAUUGCAACUCCACGAGGUGAGAUCUUGCAUGGAGCCCCAGGCCGAGGGAGAUUGACAGUUCUUUUGUGUUCCUUCCAUUUGCGAAUAAUCGCACCAACUGUUGUCACCUUCUCACCAAGCUGCUUGGCGAUGGUCUGUAGCCCAUUCCAGCCUUGUGUAGGUCUACAAUCUUGUCCCUGACAUCCUUGAAGAGCUCUUUGGUCUUGGCCAUGGUGGAGAAUUUGGAAUCUGAUUGAUUGAUUGCUUCUGUGGACAGGUGUCUUUUAUACAGGUAACAAGUUGAGAUUAGGAGCACUCCCUUUAAGAGUGUGCUCCUAAUCUCAGCUCGUUACCUGUAUAUAAGACACCUGGGAGCCAGAAAUCUUUCUGAUUGAGAGGGGGUCAAAUACUUAUUUCCCUCAUUAAAAUGCAAAUCAAUUUAUAACAUUUUAUAACGUUUUUCUGGAUUUUUUUGUUGUUAUUCUGUCUCUCACUGUUCAAAUAAACCUACCAUUCAAAUUAUAGACUGAUCAUUUCUUUGUCAGUGGGCAAACGUACAAAAUCAGCAGGGGAUCAAAUACUUUUUUCCCUCACUGUAUUAUGUCAUAGCCUACUUUUCAUAAACUAUGCUGUAUUAGCAAUAUUAUAACCAACACCAUAUACCACCAUAUAGGCUACCAAUACCAUUCCGAUUGAUUCAUAAUUUUCAUAAACCACUAAUGUUUUAAUCUCUCUGUGAUCUCUCUCCAGUGAUUGUGGUCCUCUACGUGGGUCUGAGACGACAGAAGGAGAAGGAGACCCUGAUGACGUCCAAGGAGGACAUCCGUGACAAUGUGAUCCACUACGACGACGAGGGCGGGGGCGAAGAGGACACCCACGCUUUCGACAUGGGAACCCUCUGCAACCCCAAAGUCAUCAAGGAGAAACUCCUGAAAGAGAACCGGGACCUUUUCCGACGGGAUGUCAAACCCGAGCCCAAAACCGGCAAAAACCGACCACCUGUUUCCCAUGACAGUGCAGAUAUCUGUGACUUCAUCAAUCAGCGACUGAAAGAAAAUGAUGUGGACAACUCAGCCCCACCCUAUGACUCUUUAGCUACCUAUGCCUAUGAAGGGGAGGGCUCUGUAGCUGAGUCACUCAGCUCCAUCGAGUCUCUGGUUGUAGAUACCGAUGAGGACUAUGAUUACCUUAACGAUUGGGGUCCUCGUUUUAAGACUCUGGCAGGAAUAUUUGGAGAGCAGUCGGACACUCAGUCAGACACAACGUCAACAACAGAAAACAGACAUUGAUUAUGUUAUUCAUAGAAUCCAAAAGUGGACAUAAAAUUGCAUUAUUUUAGUUUUCUUAGCAAAACUUUUUUUUGGUAUUUUUUAGGGUUUUCUAUUUUAGCAAAUUAAUUUGUUUGUUUGUCAGUUUUUUUGGUGUUUUUUUCUUAUCCUCAAUCACAAGGUGUAUAAAAGGAGGAUAGAUAGCUAGAUGAAAAAGACAGCCUUCCAAUUACUUUUAUAUUGAAUGUUGUUUUAUGUCUUAUUUAUUCUACAUCGUUUUCUCACUGCUAGGGGGAAUAAAGACAGAAAAACAGAAAAUGCAAGCAUUUUCUUCUUUGAUAUCCUUAAAAGUGCCUCAAUAUAUUUGUUUCUUAUUUUUUAUUCCUCUCUCUCUCUCUCUCUCUCUCUCUCUCUCUCUCUCUCUCUCUCUCUCUCUCUCUCUCGCUCUCUCUCUCUCUCUCAAGCUGGUCAUGCAAGCAUAGGCUGACUGGCAGACAGAGGCAUGUGGGUUUGAGACUACUCUCAGUUGGACAAGUUAUGGGACAAUUAUGUGGCCCAAGUUUGGCCAAAGAUAUUUUGAAUGUUAUUUAUUAUUAUUAAUUAUAUUAUUAUUGUUAUUUAUUUAUUGGCUGGGUGUUUUCUUGGGGGGGGGGGGGGGGGGGGGUUCCUUCAUUAACGUAUUUAUCUAUUUAUCUCUUAAUCAUACCAUCUUCUUUUUUUUUAAGACGAUAA
Molecule: messenger RNA, 19099 nt
Organism: Coregonus sp. 'balchen'
Lineage: Eukaryota; Metazoa; Chordata; Actinopteri; Salmoniformes; Salmonidae
Source: the annotation of a GenBank genome assembly